CUGCGCCCUCCGCGGAGGAGCUCGUAAUCCUCUCUUUGCUUAUAUCCAGAGGAUUCUUCCGUGAGCGCAAAUUAAUACCGCCUUCCCAGGGUCGAGGCGGUUACCCUGCACGGAUUGACUGACGCCGCGUUUCUUUUCAUUCGGAAGCCCUUUCCCGGCGGCGGUCUCGGAGCGGGACUCGCCGCAGCGCUCGGGCGCGGGAGGGAGCAGCGAACCCGCCUUUAUGCACAAGGACGUGCCCUACACCACUCGGUUAAAUGCCCGGAGGCUGACCUAAAGCUGGGGGGGGGGGGGGUCCGCUCGGCGAUGCCCCCCGGGCGGGCAGCGCUGCUCUCACCCCGCUCGGGACGCUCCCGGAGGCUCAGUCCCGGCCGCCCCUCGCCGCGGGGGCCGUGUGAGGCAGCCGGGGCUGCGCGGGGGGGUGGGCGCGGUGCCCCCCGCCCCGGCCGGGCCCUCCUUAGCUCAGCCCCCGGCAGCGCUCUCGCCUCCCUGGAAGGGCUCAACUGAAAGACUUUGAGCUCCUCCAGACUUUCUCUUGUUUUGCCAUAGAGCGGCACCCUCCCUCCGGUCCGGCUCCUCCUGCCUCUCCGUCUCCGCUAUCCCGUUAAAAGGCUGCCGCUCCCGCUCUGCCGAGGCAGUGCCCCGCCGGGCUGGAUGGGGGAUGGAGGCUGGAGGCGGUCGCCGAGGGAAAGGAGAACUCUAAGGCAGCUUUCCGCUGGCCCAGUGAGCAGGAACUGCGAGAAGACCGCUUCCCCAGCCGGGAUCGAUACUCUGCUUUCCUGCUGCUGAGGGCACUUUGGAGCAGCCGUAGGUCACUGAAGUAACUCCGGCACAGUGCUGACUGCGGAGUUGUAAAGAACUACGGGCAAGUGGCUGCGGUGGUGCUGGAAAACGCUUUGCCGUUACCAGGGACACGAUAGUUCUCAGUUCAUCAGAGCAUCUCUUCUGGUCCCUCUCCUUCCCUGCCACAGGGAGGAGGGCCAUCCUUUGGAGGGGUGAGGAUGGAGCUGUGACUUCUUCCAGUGUUGUUCUGGUGGAAGGGGGUAAAGGGUGGGGAGAGAGACUUUAAGAAGUGAAGCACCACCACUGCUGCUGAAUUCCGCUUUACUUCAGUUUCCCCCGGCAGAGAGAGAGAGGCACGAUGCUGCCAGGGAACCUGAAUCUGCUUCGGGCUUUUGGGUUUUUUUUCUUUAUCUUCUGGACAGCUUUUAACACAGCUUUGGUGGAUGUUGUUGGAUCGGAGCAGCAGAUCCCCUUGUCUGUUGUAAAGCUCUGGGCCUCAGCAUUUGGUGGGGAGAUCAAAUCUAUUGCAGCCAAGUACUCGGGUUCCCAGCUCCUGCAGAAGAAAUACAAAGAAUAUGAGAAAGAUGUUGCAAUAGAAGAAAUUGAUGGACUUCAGCUUGUGAAAAAGUUAGCGAAGAAUAUGGAAGAAAUGUUUCAUAAGAAGUCAGAAGCUGUACGGCGCCUUGUUGAAGCUGCAGAAGAUGCUUACCUGAAACAUGAGUUUGAUGCUGACUUGCAGUAUGAAUACUUCAAUGCUGUGCUCAUAAAUGAACGAGAUGAAGAAGGAAACUAUCUGGAGCUGGGGAAGGAGUUCAUUCUAGUGCCAAAUGACCACUUCAAUAACUUGCCUGUGAACAUCAGUCUGAGUGAUGUCCAAGUACCAACCAAUAUGUACAAUAAGGAUCCUGCAAUUGUAAAUGGAGUUUAUUGGUCAGAAUCUUUAAAUAAGGUUUUUGUUGAUAAUUUUGAUCGUGAUCCUUCUCUCAUCUGGCAGUACUUUGGAAGUGCAAAGGGAUUUUUCAGACAAUAUCCAGGAAUUAAAUGGGAACCUGAUGAGAAUGGAGUCAUUGCAUUUGACUGCAGAAAUAGAAAAUGGUACAUCCAGGCAGCAACUUCUCCAAAAGAUGUGGUGAUUUUAGUAGAUGUCAGUGGCAGUAUGAAAGGGCUUCGCUUGACUAUUGCAAAACAGACAGUUUCCUCUAUUUUGGAUACCCUUGGAGAUGACGACUUCUUCAAUAUAAUUGCUUAUAAUGAAGAACUUCACUAUGUGGAGCCGUGUCUGAAUGGAACAUUAGUUCAAGCAGACAGAGCCAACAAAGAGCAUUUCAGGGAACACCUUGACAAACUUUUUGCAAAAGGGAUUGGAAUGCUGGACAUCGCUUUAAAUGAAGCUUUCAACAUGCUCAAUGAAUUCAACCACACAGGGCAAGGAAGUAUUUGCAGCCAGGCCAUAAUGUUGAUUACUGAUGGAGCUGUAGACACAUACGAUACAAUAUUUGCAAAAUAUAAUUGGCCAGACAGAAAAGUUCGCAUUUUUACCUAUCUGAUUGGAAGAGAAGCUGCUUUUGCUGAUAACCUGAAGUGGAUGGCCUGUGCUAACAAAGGGUUUUUCACUCAGAUCUCUACCUUAGCUGAUGUUCAAGAGAAUGUCAUGGAAUAUCUCCAUGUGCUUAGCCGACCAAAGGUUAUUGACCAAGAACACGAUGUAGUCUGGACUGAAGCAUAUAUUGACAGCACUCUCCCUCAGGCUCAAAAGCUUGCUGAUGAUCAGGGAUUGGUGUUGAUGACAACUGUUGCCAUGCCAGUAUUUAGUAAGCAAAAUGAGACUAGAUCUAAAGGGAUUCUUCUGGGAGUAGUUGGCACAGAUGUUCCAGUUAAAGAGCUUUUAAAAACUAUUCCAAAGUACAAGUUAGGUAUUCAUGGAUACGCUUUUGCAAUUACAAACAAUGGCUAUAUUUUGACUCAUCCAGAACUUAGGCCUUUGUAUGAAGAGGGGAAGAAACGAAGAAAGCCCAACUACAGUAGUGUGGAUCUCUCUGAGGUCGAGUGGGAAGACAGAGAUGAUGUGCUCCGAAAUGCAAUGGUGAAUCGGAAAACAGGGAAAUUCUCCAUGGAAGUGAAGAAGACAGUGGACAAAGGGAAGCGGGUAUUGGUGAUGACAAAUGACUACUAUUAUACAGACAUCAAGGGUACUCCAUUCAGUUUAGGUGUGGCUCUCUCUAGAGGACAUGGAAAAUAUUUCUUCCGAGGGAACGUAACUGUAGAAGAAGGUUUACAUGAUUUAGAACACCCUGAUGUGUCUUUAGCAGAUGAAUGGUCCUAUUGCAACACUGACUUACAUCCUGAACACCGUCAAAUGACUCAGUUAGAAGCAAUUAAACGCUACCUCACAGGAAAAGAGCCAUUGCUCCAAUGUGAUAAAGAAUUGAUCCAGGAAGUUCUGUUUGAUGCAGUUGUGAGUGCACCAAUUGAAGCUUAUUGGACCAGUCUAGCAUUAAAUAAAUCAGAAAACUCUGACAAGGGAGUGGAAGUUGCCUUCCUUGGAACACGGACUGGACUAUCUCGCAUCAACCUGUUUGUCGGUCCAGAACAGCUUACUAAUCAAGAUUUCCUGACAGCUGAAGAUAAGGAGAACAUUUUUAAUGCUGACCAUUUUCCACUCUGGUACCGAAGAGCUGCUGAGCAGAUACCUGGGAGCUUUGUCUAUUCAAUUCCAUUUAGUACAGAAACCGCAAACAAGAGCAAUGUAGUGACAGCCAGUACUGCUAUUCAGCUUCUGGAUGACAGAAAAUCUCCGGUUGUUGCAGCUGUAGGUAUCCAGAUGAAACUUGAAUUUUUCCAGCGGAAAUUUUGGACUGCAAGCAGACAGUGUGCAUCUCUCGAUGGCAGAUGUGCCAUAAGUUGUGAUGAUGAAGCAAUCAACUGUUACCUAAUAGAUAACAAUGGCUUCAUUUUAGUAUCUGAGGAUUAUAGGCAGACUGGUUACUUUUUUGGGGAGGUUGAAGGAGCUGUGAUGAACAAGUUACUAUCAAUGGGCUCCUUUAAGAGAAUUACACUUUAUGACUACCAGGCCAUGUGUAGAACAAACAAAGCGAGUAGCGACAGUGCCCAUAGCUUACUGGACCCUUAUAAUGCCUUCUUUGCUGCAGUAAAAUGGAUUAUGACUGAGCUUGUCUUGUUCCUUGUGGAAUUUAAUCUAUGCAGUUGGUGGCACUCUGAUCUAACGGCAAAAGCGCAGAGGUUGAAACAAACCCUAGAGCCCUGUGAUACUGAAUAUCCAGCUUUUGUUUCCGAGCGCACUAUAAAGGAGACCACGGGGAAUAUUGCUUGCGAUGACUGUUUCAAGUCUUUUGUUAUCCAGCAAAUCCCAAGCAGCAAUCUCUUCAUGGUGGUAGUAGAUAACGAAUGCUUCUGUGAUUCUGUUCCACCGAUUACUAUGGCACCUAUAGAAAUAAGGUAUAAUGAAUCCCUUAAAUGCGAACGCUUAAAAUCUCAAAAGAUAAGAAGACGCCCUGAAUCUUGUCAUGGAUUUCACCCUGAAGAAAAUGCAAGAGAAUGUGGUGGUGUCUCAGGCCUUAGUGCUAAACCUCCUCUUGUUCUUCUUCCUCUGCUAUUGAAGAUUUUCUCAAGGUGACGUUGACUGAUGUGUUCAAUUGGCAUGCUAAUACAUGGAUAAACUGUGAACUGGGAAAUGGUGCAACAUAAAGGACGUGAAAUAUAGUCAGAGCAUCAGCAUUUCAUGAUUUUAAACUGUUGGUGAUAUAAAUUCUUAAAGAUCUGUUGAAAAAAGAUUUAUCUUUUUACUUUGCAAGUCAUGCAGAUGUGAAUUUGGCAUAUGGUAGUCAUGAUUCAUCAAAAAAGGUCUCGGUAGAUAGAGGUGACCAUUGCUUUGUCCCAUUGAAAACAAUUUAAAACUGUGUACUUUUUCAAUAAAGUAUAUUAAAAUCACAGUUUCAGAGUGUAUUUUAAGUGCAAUAAUGUAUUUGUUCCACUAAUCAAUGAUGGGAAGCGAAUAAAAUAAGUGGAAGAUGUUUUCUUAUGUUUUUAGCCUAUUUCUGAAAAGAUUCAGAGAAGAAAGUGUGGAAUUAGCUUUUAUAAUAAGGCAGAAUAGCUUUUAUUGACAGGUCAAGGAAACACAUGUGCAUGUAUGAAGCUGAGCAGGUAAUAUGCUGUACUGAUUUAUAGGGAAGGUUUGGUUUCUGGAAAUAGCCAUAAAACAUCUCAGCCACAUUUAGAAAGUGAGCUAAAGCCCUGAUUAAAGCCUUUUCCCUAACUUGGGCAAGCUUUAGAUCAGAUUGGUUGAUUUGGUCGCAGAUGGCAAAAUUAAAUACAUUUGAUCGGUUACAAUUUGUGGGAAGAUCCGUAAAAUAACCUCUAUAAAAAGAUGAGACUGCUCUGUUAGUGUUGUGCUCUACAGAUGUCAUGUCAGCUAGGAGAAGCUCUUUACAAAGAAAUUCAUAAGCAGAGAGUAUUUAGCUUACAUCUGUGUCAGCAGAACUCAUUAAAGUUUUCACUGAGAAUUCAUUGAGGCUUAUCCUCAGCGGGCAAAUAUCAAGACUAAUAUUUUUCUGUUCUAGGCCAUACGUUCUGCUUUGUGAGGGAAAUGAGAAGAUUUGAUUUUUGAGUCUUUUAAAACCCUGUACAAAGAGGGAUAUUUAUCCUGCCCCUGGUAUAAUGAGUAUAUUCCUCUUGUAAUUGGCAAUAACAUCCCUGUUGUGGAUAUGUUUACUGAGCAUCUUGCUCUUUGAAGUAUGUUAAUAUCUCAGUUUAUCUUUGGAGUUUUAUGUGAAGUAGAAUGCUAUCAAGAGAAUAACAUGACCUUCUAACAAUAUAAUACAUCAGGUGCAAAAUAAAAUGCCACUAUUCUAAAUCUGAUCUUUGAAGAUUGCAGUUUCCUGAUGGAGAGUAAGUAUGCUUUUAGCAUUAGAUAAACACUAAGCAGAUUUGCUAUGUAUCCUAGGUGAUAAUAGGGAUCUAAGCCACUGAGAGGGGCUUUGUUUUAAGGAACACUAUCCAGCUUGUAAGAGGAGGAACUAGUAAAAUAAAAUUUCCACUUCAGUGCUUUAACCGGUUCAAAUGCACUGGUACUUCCUCUGGUUCUGAAACCAUACAGAUCUUUGUCUGCACUCAUGAUUUUCUUUUCCUCACCUUUUUAUGGUUAAGAGGGUUUUCCUACACCCUUCUCUGCCCUUCCUUGUUGGUCUAAAAAUCACUCACUAUAGGAAUAAUUUUCCAGCUGACACUCAGUCCAUCUGUUGUCCUAGUGACAUGCUCUGUUUACUAAACUAAUUGGGAAUUCAAGGCAUUUUCUAUACUUGGACUGACACAGAUAUCCUGUGGUUCUUUGCUUGGUUUUUCUCUGAGCACCAUUCCCCCCGACCCUCCAUCAUUCUCCCCCAAAUUAAUCUCAAUACUUUAUAAAUAAAAUAUUUUAGUUUCUGAUGUUCUGUGUGAGUUCCCAGAAUGCACAACACUACAGCCUCAUAAUGCUUUUGUAUGUCUGACGUUUGAUUUUUCUCAGUGCAACUUAAAUGGGAAAUAUUUAUAAACCAGUACAAUCCAGAUGAUUUUUCCUUGUUAGUAGAAAGUGAAAAGAAAGAUCUUUCUCAUUAGAGCCAUUGAAAAACUCUGCAUACAAAUGCCUGUCCUGUCCGAUGUCUGAAUCGUCAUUGCUCUCUCAAAGAAAAGAAAUACGUUAAAGGAAGACGUGUGUUUUUACUGAACCAAGAUGAAAAUGCCUAAUAAUAAUUCAUUGUUAAUUUUGUAAAGAGGUGGACAUUUUUGUAAUUACAGAGGAGCCAGGGAGUAAUAAGAGAGAUUAAAAUAUGACAGUCUAAGUUAAUAUUGUGAAAGAGAUUAAAAUAUGGGUAUGUAAAUGAAUAUUACUCAGAGAAAUGUGACAGUUCAUUUUCACACAUUAAGACGAAGUUAUAAUGACAGAAUGUGUUACUGUACACAAACAAGUUACUGUGUAAAACUGAAUAUUCCAAGUUGCUAAGUGUAAAAAAAAAAAAUUGAGUUGCCAUUUCUUUGCAAAUGAACGCAUCUUUUUAAUUUUGUAUUUAUUCCUUUAGAAGUCUCUGAUGCAGUGUGCAUUCAGGUUCACAAAGCCAGUGCUUUAGAAGAUGUGGAGACGUUGCCUUGGGUUCACAUUUGUGGAUCUUUGCCUGUGCAGGUCCUCGUAUACAACUGAGUACGUUCAGUCGUUGACAUUCAUGUUGCAUUUUCUGAAUUUCAAGCAUCGAUCAUGAGUGUGUGUAACAGAUCAACAGUAGGUCAGUGAUAAUCCUGUGAGCUAAUUUGUUUGAACUAAUUGGCCGCAUCUAUCCCAGUAAAGUGAGCGUGUCUGGAAACAUUUCUUGGCACUGAGGCCAACUGGCUCAGAGUGGCGUUGUGUGUUUGCUAGUAAGAUCUCUUGGUCUCCAAACCGGAGUAGCUGCAGUAUGAACAGUCUCUGCCCAAACGUAGAAAUGAUGAUUUUGAGUUUUAUAGGACAGAGCUAGCUGACACAGGCUGAAAGCAUGCUAAGGGUUAUUCCGAACAGCUUACAGAAAAGCUGAUCUCAUUCCAAUGCACAGGAACGUUCCUGAUUGUUGUUACGUUUAACAGCCUGUGUGUCAUCAUUAGCUUUGAAACACCGGGAGAGAGUGAAGAUACCGUGAAGCGGGUCUGUGCUGUCAUACCGUAACCUGUGGCAGCUCACAGAAGAUGUAAUGAAAUUUCAUAAUCUCACUAAUCACAGGUACUGCUCCUCUCAAAUCCUUAAAAUAUCAUGCAAGGCCUGAUCCAAAGCCCAAUAUAGUCAAUGGAAAACCAUGCAUUUAUGUAACUAUAUGCAUUUUUAAUAAACAGAAGUUUCAGACAUCAUCUAUGUUUUUUUAUCUCCCUAAAUCCGAGGUCAAAUCCAAGGAGGACCAGGACAAGUGUACAAUCUGUUUCUACACAUCAACAGACAUAGCUUAAAAUUUCAGCUUCUGCAGGGCCUGGAUCCUUUUUUUUUAACUCUCUGUUAAUGGCAUUGAUUUUCAACAUAUUAUCCGCAGCUGCCUUGUCUUCCUUUAAUCUUGAUACAGCAAAAGCUGUCUGGGGGCUCAGGACUGGCCUUGGACACACCAUUUUCUAAUGGCUUUGUGUGGGAAAACUGUCUGCCCGUAACUGUCAGUGCCACAAAUGCUCUUUUAAAAUCCUGUAAGCCAGAGCGCCUCAGGCAGGUUUCUGCAGCUGUGCCAUCUCCUCUCCUUGUUUUUGUGACACAGAGACCGCCUGACCCACUGCAUUUUGCUGCCGGGGCAACUCUGUGAUACGUACGCCAGGCGAAACAGGUGGUUGCCUAGGGCAAGAAGAUAUUAAAAACAGGAGUGAUUGUUUCAUUGCCUAAAUGGCUUCAAGAAACUGUUUCGGUUUUCUUCUGAUAGUGAGAGCCACAGAACAGGGCACUGGCCCUCUUAGCCCUUUGGGUUCAGAAGCAAGAUAGAAGUUUGGCUCAGGAAUUUUGUAGCUAGAAGACCCCAGUUAUUUCCAUUUGUCUCCUGAGCCCUUCAUAGUCUCCAAGGACUUUUAAAUCCUGGCACUUUCUGUGCCCUAGAAAUUCCUCCUCAUGCGAAUUUAAUGUAAAUGGGUAUUCAUGAAGGAAGGUUUUCUGAACAAUCCAUCAAAAUUUUGCAAAUGUGGAAAAUAUUAUGUUUAUUUCAUUUUCUGACUUUAUUACUAUCCCUUGAGCUGUACAAGAUGCUUCUUUAGGAUGUUUUUUAUUUCUCGUCAGAGUUUUUCCCCAUAGUUCUGAAGGUUUCCAGUGUGUAUUUCGCUGACUUGCUAUUCAUCUGUUUCACAACAGUGUACUCUCUCUGACAGGUCUAUCUCCUACAUAUCUACUGAGAGAAAUAAGUAUCUUCAGAAAACCUCACUGGAAUUUAUCACAAUCCAGUCUGAAGAAAAGUUUCUUCUCUCUCAUCUUUUCUGUUGGCCAUUAGGCUCGGAUCAUAUUGGUUCCACUAUAAUGAUAUUCUUGUAAUAGCUCCUUGGGAGGAUUUGCCUCAUCUUAAAGAGGCAAUCCUGUGUUUCUUCCCAAGAACACUUUUUGAAAUGGACGUUAUAACUCUGAUAUACCGAGUCAUAGUGUAUUCUUGUGAUUCUCUGAGCGGAAGGAUAACUUUCCGACUCCUUCAGAUGUGUUUUCUUCUCCUUCUUCCCAUAGAACUGUGGUCAACAAAGCAAAUGCUAUUUUUGUUCUUUGCUAUUCCAAUAUAAAUUGUUUUAAAAGUCCACAGUUCUCCCUAGCAGAUGCUUUGGAGAGUUUCAAAGCACAUUCUUAAUCUAGGAAGAACCCCUUGUCGUUCAUUGGAUUAGAGCUGGAACAAGAGACACUUUUGCAUUAUGAUCGAGUUAGAUCCAGGUUGAAGACGGUAAAACAAACCUAUAUUACCCUUCACUAAAUAGUGUUAAUAAAAUGUGUGCAAUACAAUUGGAAACAAAAAAUAUACCUUACAUUGCAUUUAUUAAGUACUAGAUGACUACUUAAUGAUCAGUUUUAAGAACGUGAAACUUUGCUUGGACUUUCUAAUUGAAACUCAAAUGAGUGUAAACAAGGCACGCUCUUUCAUUGUGAAGACAUUGCAUUCCCAUGUAU
This is a messenger RNA of Cuculus canorus (common cuckoo), 9409 nucleotides long. It is a transcript of the gene CACNA2D3, whose product is annotated as calcium voltage-gated channel auxiliary subunit alpha2delta 3. Gene Ontology annotation, cellular component: voltage-gated calcium channel complex. The record is from RefSeq and is a predicted model, not a curated record. The transcript has 38 exons. Gene Ontology annotation, molecular function: voltage-gated calcium channel activity. NCBI's taxonomy places the organism in Eukaryota, Metazoa, Chordata, Aves, Cuculiformes, Cuculidae. The coding region runs from base 1142 to 4417 and encodes 1091 amino acids.